Pantherophis guttatus is the source of this 1495-nucleotide messenger RNA. The record is from RefSeq and is a predicted model, not a curated record. NCBI's taxonomy places the organism in Eukaryota, Metazoa, Chordata, Lepidosauria, Squamata, Colubridae.
AUGGUGCUGAUAUUUUUUUUUCCUCCUAAAAAAAAGAUGUCAGCUCCUGGCUGUAGUAUUCCUCUUUAAAAUCCUUCUCUGAAAAUGUCAUGUCCCAACAAUGUGACUCCUAACUCGUUUUUGAUGGACUCGUUGGCUGGUACCUGCCGGGGAGAGAAUUAUUCCUCUAAUCAAGGAAUGUACAUGCAGUCGGCGAACGACUUCAACUGUGGAAUGAUGAGGAACUGUGGGAUCAUCCCGGCUCUUUCCAAAAGAGACGAGGUGAACCACGCCGGCGGGCUGUCCCUCAACACCUACCCGCCUUACCUGUCUCAGCUAGAUGCCUGGUGUGACCCUAAAAAUACUUACCGAAUCGAGCAACCUGUUGCAAGGCAGCUGCCCUCCUGCUCCUUCCCGACCAGUGUCAAGGAAGAAAAUGCUUGUUGCAUGUACAACGCCGAGAAAAGGGCGAAAAGCGCCCCCGAGGCCACCCUCUACCCCGGGCAGAUGCCUGAAGCUUGCCUCGCUGAUCAGGAGGUGCCCCUGCCUAGCUACUACCGCGCCACCCCAGGCUAUUCCUCCCUGGAGAAGGCGCCCAGCAGCGGCAGCCCCAGCGCCUACGAGGCCGGUUUUGAACCCAGGGCGGGUCUCAGCCAAGCCAGCGAGAGACGGGAGCAGCCCCCGGGCCCACCGCCGCCGGCUCCUGCCGCCCCGCAACAGCCCCAGCCGCCGCCCGAGCGGCCACCCCCACCUCCACCUCCGACAUCCGCCUCCCUCGCCCAGCCGGGAGCCGGGAGCUUCCCCGAAAGCGCCAAGCCGGACCUCAACCUGCAGAACAGCCCGGCUGGCGACGUUAAGACGGAGAAGAAUCUCCCCGUGGCCAAACCCAGCCCGUCGGAAACGGAGCAAAGCGGGCAGAAAUGUGCCGAGAGCAGCAGUGACAAUUCGGACCACGAGGCAAAAGAGGAUAUAAAGGCAGAAAACACGACAGGAAAUUGGCUGACAGCAAAGAGCGGAAGAAAGAAAAGAUGCCCUUACACUAAACAUCAGACGUUGGAACUGGAGAAGGAAUUCUUAUUCAAUAUGUACUUGACCCGCGAGCGCCGCCUGGAGAUUAGCAAGAGUAUUAAUCUAACAGACAGACAAGUCAAAAUCUGGUUUCAGAACCGCAGGAUGAAACUCAAGAAAAUGAACAGAGAGAACCGAAUUCGGGAACUGACUUCCAAUUUUAAUUUCACUUGAACGUGUUCAGAGGAAGGAAGGGAUGGGCUAUAUGGGGAGAAUCAUUGCAAAUCUUGUGCAGUAUUUUUUUUUAAUUAUUAUCAUUAUUAUUUUUUCCCCUCACCCCACCCCCUGGACAUCAUUGCAAGGAGCAUAGGAGGGAGGACGGGGAGGGAGGGAAAGGAAGAGACCUCAGGCUAAGUGUUAAAUUCUAUAAUUUGGAUAUUUACAGAUUAUAGAGCGGAGAUGCAUUCAUCAGUAUGAGCAUGUGAAUAUAUAUAUAUAUAUAUAUAUA